UGUGUCAAAACAAAACUAUCAAAUAAAUUGAAACAGAGGGACGCCCUAUUAUAUAUACAUGAGCACACACGCUAAGGUACGUAGAGAAGGAGAAGACAGCCAAAAAAAACAAAACAUGAACAAAAACUUGGAAGCUGAUGAGAAGCGCCAAGUGCCGCCGCCGCCGCCGCCACAGAUCCGCCGCAACAAGCAGCACCGCUACAACGGCGGCGGCGGGCUAGGCCUGACGGUGAUCGACAUCUUCUCCCGACCCCUCUGCUACUGCAUCGUUCUCCUCAUCACCUCCUUCUUCCUCGGCUACAUCUCUCACUCCCACUCUGCUCCACACCCUCUCCCAAUCCUUAAUAAUAAUAAUAAUAAUAAUAAUAAUACCAAUAAUAAUAACAACGACAACGACAACGACAACAACGACUCCAGCGCACACAACACCUUCCCCCAACGCUGCGCGGCGGCGGUGCCGCCGGACCGCGUCCGCCAGACGAUCCUGGACAAAGUCUUCGGAGGCGCGUCGCCAUGGGAAGGGUUUCCGCCGCCGCACGCGGCGGCGCUCCUAGUCGAGAACUGGAACAAAGGGUGGGGGUCGCGGGCGGCGGUGUUCGAGCGGCUGAUCGGCGAGGUGCGGCCGAAGACGAUCAUCGAGGUGGGCACAUUCCUGGGGGCGUCGGCGACCCACAUGGCGGCGCUGGCCCCGCCGGAGACGCAGAUCGUGUGCAUCGACGACUUCCGGGGGUGGCCGGGGUACGUGGACGAGGAGAAUAGGAGGAGGGUGGGGAUGGUGAACGGGGACAGCAUGCUGCUCUACCAGUUCAUGAGCAACGUGGCGAGGGCCAACGCGACCGACCGGAUAGUGUUCCUGCCGUUCUCGACGGGGACGGCGCUGGGGGGCCUCUGCGAGUGGGGGGUCUACGGGGACCUGGUGGAGAUCGACGCGGCGCACGACUUCCACUCGGCGUGGGUGGACAUCAACAAUGCCUACAAGGUGCUGAGGAAGCCCGGAGGGGUGAUGUUCGGGCAUGAUUAUGUGUGGCCUGGUGUCAGGACGGCGGUCCAUAUCUUCGCUCGCCUCCAUAACUUCAGGGUUAAGAAAGAUGGGGAGCACUGGGUUCUCUACUGAUAUUGACCCGUCACCGACCCGACCCGACCCGACAAUUAUAUAUAUAUAUCAUUGAAGAAGCGUUAAUUAAUUAAUUUUUAUUGUCAAUGUCACGCAUCGUCGUCUUUAUUUAUGAAUUAUGUGCAAGGUGAUGUUCCUUGUGCUGUUAAAAUUAUUUUUCAUCACCAUCGGAAAAUUUCGUAUUAUCUGCUCAGAAAUGAAGGCUUUGUUUAGAUUGA
This is a messenger RNA of Andrographis paniculata, 1332 nucleotides long. RefSeq lists its product as uncharacterized. The record is from RefSeq and is a predicted model, not a curated record. The transcript has a single exon. Lineage: Eukaryota; Viridiplantae; Streptophyta; Magnoliopsida; Lamiales; Acanthaceae. The coding region runs from base 59 to 1114 and encodes 351 amino acids.